Brenthis ino (lesser marbled fritillary) is the source of this 252-nucleotide messenger RNA. The record is from the annotation of a GenBank genome assembly. NCBI's taxonomy places the organism in Eukaryota, Metazoa, Arthropoda, Insecta, Lepidoptera, Nymphalidae.
AUGUUGGACGACACUUUAAUGUUCGUGCUAGAGUUUUUAGCAGCACUUUGUGCCGUGGCUGUCUGCGGCCCCUGUGUCCUCGCCUGCGCUCGAAGACUGGUCCUCGGAGACGAGCUCCUUCAAAAAGGUCACGGUAUCCAAGAGGCCGAAGUCUUGGGUUGUGACGAACCAGCUUGCCCGUAUUAUAAGAAGAAUGUCAGAUACCUCAUGGUGCCGGUGAGGAGGCGGCAGUUUAACUCACCAGUACGGCAU